AUGAGAGUGAUUCAGGGUUUAAGUAGGGGUUGUGCAGGGAGAGGGGACAGGAAGAGUAGGGAGAGGCAUCUUGAAUAUGCAUCACAGGAAGCAGCAUCACAGGAAGCAGCAUCACAGGAAGCAGCAUCACAGGAAGCAGCAUCACAGGAAGCAGCAGCACAGGAAGCAGCAGCACAGGAAGCAGCAGCACAGGAAGCAGAGGGGGAGGAUGGGGAGGAGUCAGAGGAGGAGGGUGAUAAGGAGGGAAAGGAGAGAGAAGAGAGAGAAGAAGGCAAGGAGGAAGAGGAGGGAGAGGGGGGAGAGGAGGAAGAGGAGGACGAAGAGGGCGAAGAGGAGGAGGAAGAGGAGGAAAAGGAGGAGGAAGAGGAGGAAGAAGAGGAAGAGGAGGAAGAGGAGGAGGAAAAGGGUGAAGAGGAAGAGGAGGAGGAGGAAGAGGAGGAAGAGGGAGACACGGAUGAGGGAGGGGAGGAGUCAAAUACAGCAGCGGCACAGGAGGAGGAUGAAUUAGACCUUGCAACGGUGCAAGCACAUGAUUCCGAUGCGGUGAGGCGGGCAGUUAAAAAACUUACUAGUUUCAACUGGGCCGUGGCCUAUGAGGGGCUGGCUGUGGUAUUUGGGAGUAGGGCGGAUAGGAUUGCGUGGGAGGUGGAGGGGGGAUGGGGAGGAGAGGGGUCGAGAGAGAAGGGAGAAUUGGGAGGAGAGGGGAGGGAGGAGGGGUGUGAGGAACAGUAUGGGGCAGCGAGUGAGAGGGGGGCAGCAGAGAAGCGUUAUAUAUCCAUAGGUGAGGAGGGAGAGGAGUGGAGAGGGGAGUGCGUAGAGAGAAAGUAUAGGAGGGAGGAGGAGGAGGAUGGAGAGAGGGAUGGAGAGAGGUACGAAGGAGGAGGAGGAGGAGGAGGAGGAGGAGGAGGAGGAGGAGGAGGAGGAGGAGGAGGAGGAGGAGGAGGAGGAGGAGGAGGAGGAGGAGGAGGAGGAGGAGGAGGAGGAGGAGGAGGGGAGGAAAGACGAGAAGGGAUGGAAAAAGGAGAAGGGAAGGGAGGUGGGAAUGGAGGAGAGGGAGUAAGGAAGGAGGAGGAGUGGGAGGAAUGGGAUAGAGAGUGGGCAAUAGAGGAUGCAGAGAAAGUGGGUCGGUUGCUGGUAGGGGGGAAGAGGAAGCGGGGAGGAAGGGGAGACGGGAAGGGAGUGGAGAACGAUAAGGGUGGUGAGAGUGAUGCGAGAUGCACGAGGAUAAAGAAAGAAGGAAAGGGAGUGAGGCAGGAAGGUAUGUUUGGUUCAAAACUCCCAAGGAAAGAUCCCCGAAAGAAGGAGCCGGCGUUUGAAGCGAAAGGGGAAGGACGUGAGGAAGAAAAUAUUAGUACAGGAAGGCUACAGCUAGGAGCAGGCGGCGGUAUUGGUGUUCAAGGUGCAACUUCUGCUGCAGUUUCAAGGGAGGGAGAAGCUUUUGAGAAUUCUCAACAGUUAAGGGCAGGCAAUAUGGGUGCUCAAGGGGUAACUUCUGCUGCUGUUUCAAGGGAGGGAGAAAAGCUGGAAGCAGCAGCGAGUCUGUGGCAGAGGGAUAGUAUUGUGGAUAGUGAGCUCACAGCACCUAGCAAGGCACAGAGGGAGGGAGGAGGGAAGCUGGGAGCAGCAGUGAGGUUGUGGCAGCGGGUGGUACAGCAGUGGGGGGUGUACCGGAGGUGGCUCAAGCUGGUGGCGCUGCAUUGCCCCAACCUGCAGUUUGAAGUGAUGAUUGAACGCGCCAGGUCGAACCACCACUCGGCUACACCGACAGUCUAUGACAAGGGGGUCAUCAGCUUCAGGAGCAAUGUGCUUUUAGCCUUUGGCCUGCGCCGCCGCUUUCAAGAGUCUCUCCUUCUUCUCAUCGACGCCGCUCACACUGCUUUCUACGCCCCAACGCACGGCACUUCCGCUUCAAGUGCUGCUGCAAUAGUCCCUGACACAGCGCACCUGGUUCCACUGCUAAAGCAGAUUAAGCAUCUCUUUCAA
Molecule: messenger RNA, 1983 nt
Organism: Closterium sp. NIES-65
Lineage: Eukaryota; Viridiplantae; Streptophyta; Zygnematophyceae; Desmidiales; Closteriaceae
Source: the annotation of a GenBank genome assembly